AUAGACCGAUUUGCAGUCCGCCAUAUCCCGUUCGUUGCAGAUACAAAUUUGUUUCUCGUUGCUGUCUCUCCAGAAAUCCCCCCCCUUCUAUUUCACGCGUCUCACGGCGAUCGAUAUCUCAAAGAUUCCAGACUGUUUCUAAGGUUUCUGAUUCCGAUUUAAGAUUUUGAAGCUCGGGUUUUCAAUCUGUGCGUCGGUUCUUCGACUUUUGCCAGGGGUGGUUUCUGAUAUUGGAUAUGUCGAAUUCUAGAAACCAAGACAAGAUCCAGGGUCUUGAACGCGCGAACCAAUACGGAGACGAGGACUCCGAAGACUCGUCUAUGGAUGCGCUCUCUUCGUGUGGCGUCGAAUCGGGUGCGAGUUCUUCUGGUUCGCGAGAGAACGGCGGGUCGAGGACCGAGACUGGGCUCACGGACCGGUUGACGGAUGUUCUUGUUUACGGAGGGGAUGGAGAUCUGUUACUUCAGCAGAGCGAUCGCGAGGACAGGGUUCUGCAGUGGCUUCGGGCUCUGGAUAUGCAAGUGAUCGGGGCUUGUCGCGCCGAUGAGAGGUUGAAACCGUUGUUGAAGAUGAAUGCUUCGAAUGGAGUCGCCGAGGAUUGCCUGCUGGCUCAUUUAAGUCGGCAUUUUGAGCCGGCAGAGGUUGGUAUGCUAGCGAGAUGCUUCUGUAUACCUCUAGUUUCUCUUCGAGUGGGAAAGAUCUGCAAGCAAGGAACUGUCUUGUUCCCAACUGCUACAAGGGGAAAUCUGAAUCUUACGGUUUUGCCUACAUCUGAUCUGCGCCUCUCAUUCAUUGGAGACAAUGGUGAGACGGAGAGAUUAUUUACCUUGAGUAGUAAGUCCCAGUCUUUAGUAGCAGUGGAUGAGAUCCCAGCAGAUAAUUCUGGCCGAUCCUUUCUUAUAAAGAUCCCAGGUGGCCAGGUUGUAUACUUUUGGUGCUCAGAGAAGUCAAAGCUUUUGGGAGUUGAAUUGCUUGUAAAGAUGAAGGAUUUACUCGAGAGGAAACCUUCUAUUGCUGAAUUAACUGGAAUCUGUGAGUCACGCCUCAGCUGCUUUGCAACUCAUCUUCAUGCCUAUCUUGCAGCAACAGUGGGUAGUUCACAAGCAAGUUCUCCAGGCUCACCUAUUCCUCCCUUGGAUACCACCACUGAACUGUCUGAUACAUCUCAGAGUGGGCACUUACUUAUAUCAUUUAAAUCUCUGCGUUCUCGGCACAUUGGAAGUCAAUCCGCAGAGGCAAAUUCAUUUCAUCCAGGCAGCCUCAGUCCAAGAACCGGUUCCUUUAAAGAGGGCCCACCCAGAAACUUGUCUUCUCUCAGGAGUGCCGCUAGGGAAAAAUUGAGACGGCGAGGGGAUGGCCAUCUUUCAUCAGUUGAGAAUUUGACCAUUACUUUGUCAACUGCAGUUGAAGCAUCCUCAUCAAAUAAUUCAGAAAAUGAUAUCACUAGAAAUCUGCCAUUCUCCCCAUCGAGUUUGCUAGAGUCACUAGGGAAAUUGGCUGUUGCACCUGCUUUAUGCCUCACGACUCAAGUCUCUUGUGUGGGGUUACCUCUUUUCUCCCCUCACUAUUGUCAUUGCACUCCUGGUAUUUCAACCCCACAAUUCUCAGCGGCACCUCAGCAACUUCCUGCAUCAUCAAAUGAAUCACAGUCACUUCCCCAUCUUUCUUCUCUAGGUCCGGUUAGAAUGCCAUCCAGUUUGUUGAAUUCUACACAGCCUCCGAGUCUAGGUGAAGCUUCCACAGUGAACUUCCCAGCUUUUCAGCCAGACCCUUUGUUCCAGUUGCCAACUCAAACUUCUCAUCAGAUAUUGCCAACUUUCACACCUUUAAUGUGCGAUCCAAUUGUUCACAUUCCGGUUAUUGAUGUUUGCUCUUCUGGCCAAGGCUACUUGGUUAGUGCUGGUCCUGCUAUUUCAACUGCCAUUCAUCCAUUGCAUACAAAACUUGUGAACCCUUUGAUGCCUGAAACCGACAGCAUAUUAGAAAAGGGUGCCAGAGAGACAUUGCGUCUACUCAUCAGCGGAUCAUCCCGGACUAACCUGCCAUUGAUGGAUGUAUUUCCUGCUGUUCUAACAAAAGCAGAUCAGAAUCAAAGCAUACUUGUUGGUGGGAGCCAGGGUCUAUGCAGCGGAACCACUGAUGCUGGUGUUAUUGCUAACAGCAUUGCUGCCAUGAGUUUGGGUUCACUGUCUGAGAGAUCUGAUGGAGACAGCUACGAUAAUACAGAUAUACAUCCUGCAACAUCUUGUGGUUCAGUUGGAUCUUGUUCGGUUGAUAAGGGAUCCACUUCUUGUUCAGACUGGAUGGAAGAAAGCGAUUGAUAGAAUGAUUCUCAUGGGCUCAUUUUUUAUUCCUCUGUAGAUCUGGUUUUUCAUCCCUCAAAUGUAGAUAUGUUGCUGUAGUUUUGGUUGCCCUUUUGAGUUGCAACGGGCGAAAACUUCUGUUUGUAAUUUGUUGUUCUCUCUUGAGCCCCAAUUGAGCAAGUUCUCGAGUAGAAUGUGAAUAAAAUUUGGACUUAGUUUUGGUCGUAAACGUCGUUCUCGUA
Molecule: messenger RNA, 2545 nt
Organism: Juglans regia (Persian walnut)
Lineage: Eukaryota; Viridiplantae; Streptophyta; Magnoliopsida; Fagales; Juglandaceae
Exons: 4
Coding region: 237-2321 (694 amino acids)
Source: RefSeq, a predicted model, not a curated record